Messenger RNA from Linum tenue, 1011 nucleotides. NCBI's taxonomy places the organism in Eukaryota, Viridiplantae, Streptophyta, Magnoliopsida, Malpighiales, Linaceae. The record is from the annotation of a GenBank genome assembly.
GCUGGGUUUUUAUUUUUAUGGAUCAUACAGGUGCAUUUGGCUCUGGGAAAAGCAGAGCAGAGGAUCCAGUAGUUGGGGGCAACCUGCUUUUGACAUAUACAACUGGCUAUGUUGCUCCACUUCUUCUUGCUGCUUCUUUUGCUGGAGCGUUGCAGAGUCUGCUGUCAUUCCGGAAGUUCUCAGCUUGGAUCAACCCCACCAGCGGAGCGCUGCUGUUAGGAGGGGGAGUAUACACUUUCUUGGAUAGGCUCUUCCCAGUUUCAAUGUAAAUGUAGGAGUACAGAAUACCCCACGACAGGAGCUUUAAGGUUAUAAAAUAGCACGGUAUUUUCCUUUUUUACUUUCAGCUGUUUCCUGCCAUCUGGUUAUGCGAAAGCAGGAUGAAGCUGGUAACAUAUUUAUCCAUCAAACAUCAUUUUCAUAUCUAACCCUCUUAAUUGCAUUGCCCUAAUUUUCCAUAUCAUGAAUUAAUUGCAAUGACAGAAGCAUGUUCAAGAACUAAUGAUAGUGGACCUCUUGGGUCCUUGCCUCCUUGAUAUUUUCUGACUGAACCUGAAGACAGAACAGAACUGCCGGCAGCCAUGCAGGUUUUGGAUGGAGUAUCAAAAUAGCCAGUAAUUUUGGUCACAGAAUUAAGGGGCCGCUGGUUGGGGAGGGAGAAGGAUCUACGUGGACUGUCACGGUGCCACCCAUAAUGCUGUUGGGAUGCGUAGAGGAGGCAACGCCGAACCAGAUAAGAUAAGGUCAUCGGCAAACGUAAGAGAUGAGUCCAUGACAUAAGGGGGAAAAAGUGGCGGUUUGCAGGCUGCAGCACAAGAAUCAAUUCCAUCUUUGCCAGGUUUGCUUUCUGCCCUGGAAGACAGAUGGUAACAUUUUCCGGUUACAGGCAGAAACCCAACUGAAGAGAAUUAAGAGGUAUGACUUCCUGUUCUGGUUCGGUCACAUCCAUUUCAUUUAUUGCCCAUGUGGGAAGUAGUAAGUGCGAUUAUCCAGCAAUGGUUCAGGAGUUGG